Plectropomus leopardus (leopard coralgrouper) is the source of this 6297-nucleotide messenger RNA. Its product is annotated as protein phosphatase 1H-like. Gene Ontology annotation, molecular function: [pyruvate dehydrogenase (acetyl-transferring)]-phosphatase activity. The record is from RefSeq and is a predicted model, not a curated record. Gene Ontology annotation, biological process: protein dephosphorylation. NCBI's taxonomy places the organism in Eukaryota, Metazoa, Chordata, Actinopteri, Perciformes, Serranidae. Gene Ontology annotation, cellular component: mitochondrion.
GAAAGGGAGCCGCGGUGCCGCGCACCGGCCGACGGACGCCCCGCCGCGACGCGCCACCAACAUGCUCACCCGGGUCAAGUCCGCAGUGGCCGGGUUCAUGGGUGGAAUUAUGGCCGGGGGCAGCUCCGGCGGAGGAGGCAACACUGGCUCCGAGCUGCCGCUGAAAUUCCCAUAUAUGAGACCCGAGUUCCUCGGACUGUCCCCGGAUGAGAUCGAGUGCUCCGCGGACCACAUAGCCCGGCCCAUCCUCAUCCUGAAGGAAACAAGGAGAUUACCGUGGGCCACCGGAUACGCUGAGGUGAUUAAUGCUGGUAAAAGUGCACUGAAUGAGGACCAGGCCUGCUGCGAAGUGGUCGUAGCAAGAAGGAGGCCAAUGAGCUACUGCCCUCCGUCCACGCCCAGCAAGACCCCCACAGCCAAGAGACGCAACUCCCUGCCAAACGGAGAGGGCCUGGGGCUCCGUAUGGAGCACAGUAAGCUGGGAGAGGACAGUGAAGGGCUGGUGUUUCACUACUGGGCCUUGUUUGAUGGCCACGCUGGUUCAGGUGCGGCAGUCGUCGCCUCCCGCCUACUGCAGCACCACAUUGCCUGCCAGCUUCAGGCCGUCAUUGAGAUUCUACGCAACCUAUCCUCCUUACCCCCAACUGUCAUGGGUGAGGAGCCAGACAACAACCCCUACCUCCAGGGAAACACCCCAGGCCCUCACCGAGCCCUGACCCGAGCCGCUUCUCUGCGCGGGGCCGCGGGUGCGCCAGGUUCCCCAUGCAACACCCCGCCUCCACCACGCUUCUUCACUGAGAAGAAGAUCCAGCAUGAGAGCCUGGUGAUAGGAGCCAUAGAGAACGCCUUCAAAGAGAUGGAUGCCCAGAUUGAGAGGGAGAAGCAAGUCUACAACAUCACAGGAGGGUGCACGGCUCUCACUGUGGUUUACCUGCUAGGAAAACUUUACGUGGGGAAUGCAGGUGACAGCAGGGCUAUCAUUAUCAGAAACAAUGAGAUCAUUCCCAUGUCGACAGAGUUUACACCAGAAUCUGAACGACAGCGACUCCAGUUCCUGGGUUUUAUGCAGCCUCACCUGUUAGGAAAUGAGUUCACGCACCUGGAAUUUCCCCGGAGAGUUCAGAGGAAGGAGGUGGGCAAAAGGAUGCUCUACAGAGAUUUCACCAUGAAUGGAUGGGCGUACAAGACCAUUGAGGAUGAAGAUCUCAAGUUUCCACUCAUAUAUGGGGAAGGGAAAAAGGCACGAGUGUUGGCCACCAUCGGAGACCGAGGGCUUGGCGACCAUGACCUCAAAGUUCACGACUCCAACAUUUACAUCAAACCAUUCCUUUCCUGUUGCCCAGAGGUAAAAGUAUAUAACCUGGCACAGUAUGAGCAUGGGGCCGAUGAUGUUCUUGUUAUGGGAACCGACGGCCUCUGGGACGUCCUCUCCAACCAGGAAGUAGCCGAAGCCGUCACCACAUUCCUAGCCAACUGUGACCCUGAUGACCUACACAGGUACACGAUGGCAGCACAAGACCUGGUGAUGCGAGCGCGUGGCGUGCUAAGGGACAGAGGCUGGAGGAUCACCAACGAGCGUCUUGGCUCCGGAGAUGACAUCUCAGCCUUCAUCAUACCGCUGAUGUACGGCAACCGUCAGCCCUGAGGACAGAGAAGCUGCAGUUCAAGGACCUGAAGGGCUCGUAGGCUCUUAAUCCAACAGGACUGAUUUGAACUAAGAAUCCCCGUUCAGUUUUCCUCUGUGCCGUUUGCACAAUUUUUUUCUUUCUUUUUUUCUUUCUUUCUUUCUUUUUUCUAGACCAAGGAUAUACUAACGUUUGGAUAUAUAUAUAGUUUUGUUGGUGUUUCACAUCUCUGCAGGAGUUCAGAAUUGGCCACAUUUGGCUGCUCGGGGAGAAAAAGACAGUCAUGUGUCUCCCGAAUCAAAAUUGCCAAAAAUUUAUUUGAUCUGUUUCAAGUAAAAGUGAUGGAGGAAAAAUUGUGGCUGCACCUGAACUUCUGCAGAGAUGGGAAAACUGAAAAAGACGAAUGCUCUUCCAAAGCGAAGAAAAGACCUCUUUUCUUUCUGUUCUUACCUCUCUUGCAGUGCUGUACAUGGCCCCUCUUCUUCCUUCUCUUUUAGUCCUUCCCUUUUCUCCAAAACUGUACAGUCAACUUGUUUAUAAAGAAAAAAAAACUCCUUUGUUUCGUGACCAUGGACCGAGCUGAGGGGUCAACUGCGCUUUUCCGUUUUGCCACAGUGUGGCUUCAAAGGAAUCACUUGCUGAAGAACCGCUUCCAGAUUGAGACUGAUUGCAGCAAUGAGAUUUUGGGCUCGCAGCCGUGUUGCUGUUCCCAUUCUAAGCAUCUUGUUGUCAUUUCGUAAGAGCCCAUGAAGCCAGAAAUGUUUUGUCACGUAGAAAGUUGGGUGAUUGUUGGUUAUCAUGUUUCUGAGAAUGUGGACGCAGAGGAAAAGAGACAAAGGACCUGACGUUGAGCACCUCAAAGUAGCAAGGCAAAUCAGCAAUCACUUUUAAUGCAGAAGACAUUUUGACGUGUCACAGUGGGAAAGGCACAGGUGUGAAUAAUGAAUUCAAUAAUGGCUGAAUUCACUCACUGGAACACUUGAAUAGAACAUCUUAAAUGUAUUAAUGCUGUAAUCCACUGCAAGUCUGAAGUUGAUAAUUCAGAGUCAGUAUUCCCACCUUCCCAAUAUAAUUGCGUCUUAGCGCAUCUGCUCGGGAAAACACAGACAACCGCAGCAAACUGGUGUUUGAAUGGCGAGUCUCGUAGUUUCACAGGCAUCAACGAAAUACCUACAAUUACAGAAUUUCACGGAGAGAAAGGGCUUAAAAAAUAAGUUGACUGUUGCUGAGCGUUAUAGUGUGAACCACCACAGCCAUCAGCAUAAAGACGCAUAUCAACUAAAUAGAAAUGGAAAUGGCAGCUACAACAUUGUUUCACAAAACAAACACUACAUAAAACACUACAUAAAGUAAAAUGACUGAUGAAAAGGUCAUUCUGCUCGCUUCUUUGUGUGCGACACCAUGUUGCUGUGACACCAGGUGUGUUUAUGUCGGCAAACUCGGCUGUUCCAUUGGACUUUGCAGCGUUAGUAACACCCGUGCUUUUCCUACUAUGACAAGCCUUAAUGUCUGCUUUGAGAAAGCCCCAUUAGAGGUAAUGAAUAUGGUGUAUUGACUUGCCUGGAUGUUGCAUGAAAUGACAUAGGUCAACCUAUUUCAGUUCAUAAAACAUCCAUGCUUCAACAUUUAGGGAAAUGCUUUUUUGCAUUUUGGUUGGGACUUAGAUGAGAAGGUCGAUAUCACGCUCAUAUCAGUAUUAGGAAAUAAAAUUAACAAAACAAUAUAAUUGUAAUCAGUUACCUGUUACUGAGAAAAGAAGUAUAUUAAAAUAUUUAAAUUACAGUUAAUACUCAAAAUGUUGGUGAUUAAGAAGGGGUUACAGCCGGAUAUAUUCUAUUCGGUAAAAUUGCUUUUCAUCUUUUGAACAUACCGGGGUUUUUUUAUGUCCACUUUAGAAGCUUUGUUAGAAAAGUACUUACAAAAUAAGUCAAUUAAAUCAGUUGCACCUAAGUAAUUAAAAUAGAUACAUUACUUGUUCAUUUUUGAACAUGUAACUAGUUAUCUGUAAUCUAUUACAAUUCAAAAGUAACCGUCCCAACACUGAGCAUCCGGGGGCCUUUAACGUAGCUUAGCUUAGCCUAGCUAACAGCUAAAAGCAGGGGGAAAUGGCUAGCAUGGCUCUCUCCAAGGUAAGUUCUCAAAAACCUCAAAAUUAACAACUUUCAGGGCUGGAAAUAUACCAAACAUUGUUUAUGUUUAUAUGAAUUAAACAUGUUUGCUUGUUAGCUUUACAGGUGCUAUUUUGGACAGAGCCAGGCUAGCUGUUUCCUGCUGCUUCCUGUGUUUACGCUAAACUUAUGGUUUUCUAGCUGUAGCUUUGAAUUUAAGGUAUUGUUACAAAAGUGAGAGUGGUAUAAAUGACUGUGCUAAGCUGUUUGCAUGACCACCGAAAUGAAAUGAAUAUUUCAGUAGGCCUAUUCGCUCUGUCUCACACAAAUUGUCCUGUUUAAACAGUCUUACCUAAGAAAUUAUUCUCCCACAGAUUUGCACUGAUUUUCAAAAAUGCAGUACAAAGCAUGUCCUGUUUAAAAAUUACUGGAAAAUUUCAGCAACCCUUUAAUAUUCUUGUCUAACUCUCGGCAAGAAAGCCAGUAAGCUUGUUUUCCCGAAAUGUCAAUCAAUUCCUUUGAAGUAAAUAUUUUAUACAAGCUGAACUGCACACUGAGAAACUUGGGAUUUGUGGAAAUUAGGUUUUUCAAGAAACCUCUUUCACACUUAACUAAAUGCUUCAGCUUUUAAAAAAGUGAUAACCUCAUAACGCUCGCACUUUAAGCUGACCUGCAUCAUUUACCACGCAGCCAUGAUACAUGAAAUGAUGAGGACGUAAAUAUUCCCUGCAACAGGGAGGAUUGAAUUAAAUUCAUGCUUGUAAUUUAAAAAGAAACCAUGAAAUACAAUCAAAGUCAAUCUGAAGAAACUGAAAGUUUUUCUUUAACAUGUUUUGCAUGUUUCAUGAGCUUUAGAUGCUUGAUACGGAUCAUUUUUGUCUUCAGAGGGACAAUGUACUGAGUUUGGAUGUAGUGAUUUACUGUGUGUAGGUGCAUGCAGUGACAUAUUGUAGGCCUGGGAAUAUGAGCGACGGUGCAAUGGUUUAUACUGCUGUUUGUUUUUAUAUGGACUGAAUUUGUAUUUCUGUAACGUAUCAGCGCGUUAGUGAUAAUGUUAUUUGUUUGUAAAUGUGCAUAGAUUAUGCAUAGGCCAUAUUUCUGGGUUUGUUCCUUUAAAGUUAUUAGCAUCCCAUAUAUUUAGCAUAAAGGCUAAGGGUUUAUAAUUCAUUGUGAAGGAAAGGAAACUAGUUUUUGAAAAGUUUCAUUCCAAUCUGGGAAAGCUGACUGCAAAACUUAAAACAAACUGCAUGUUUCAACGGUUAAGUCCCUGAUGGACAAAAUAAACACUGAUAGAGUAAGUUUUAUGAUUUUAUUUCCUCAAUAGUGGAUAUGUAGAGUUUUGAAGUAGCGCUGGUUUUUUUAGGCUUGACUGCAAACUGAGAAUAUUUCUCCUUAUUUCACAAAAACGGUGCGUACAGGUGAUUGACUGAAUCCAAAGAGGUUUAAAAAGAAACUGAGCAGUGCCAGGAUGAGGAAGCCAUCAUUGAAGGAAUAGUUCAACAUUUUGGGACAAGCACUUCCUCUGGUGAAGUGUAUUUCCCCAAAAAUGUCAAACUUUGUUUUAUGUUGCAUGAUAUGUGCCAUUGUGUAGCAUGGUCUAUUUAUCAUCGUAGCUUUGACUUUUUUGCAGUUGACAAUUAUUGACAUUCCUCCGAGCAGCAGUAAUUUACAUUUGCCUGAAGUUCAUAUGGUGCAUUUUCCCUCUUGUACAUUCCAUGCAAAAAAACAUUUAAAUAUUUAAAUUACAUAUUCUGCAUUGCAAUCUGUCAUAAUUACUUGUUGUUGCAUCUGUGAUUCAAUCAAAUAAGUAUUUUGCCAGUUACCAAGUUCUUUUAAAACCUCUGUUUCAUUUACUGAAUGUCUGUUUUUAUUUUAUUUUACUCUCAUAAGACAAAUUUUCCUGCCACCACUGAAGCAUUGUCUUAGCAUGUGCCUCAGUUCAACAUUGAGGUUUCAAUGAACCAUCUGACAGAGAGAGUGAAUGUUUUGAAUUGCAAACAUGUUAAGACAAUGUAUGAUUGGGGCGUUGUGUUGAAUGUUCAUCCUUAUACCUGUCAUUAAGCCUUUUUGUCAUAGAUGAAUGUCAAAAAAAAUGAAUAUAUGAUUUAUUUUUCUCAUCCUACUGUGCCACCCAACUGCUGCACAUCAACUCAGGUUCAAUUACCAUGUGUAGUUAAGGUGGACAAGCUGUUAAGAGUGGUUUCUAAAGGCGGGGAGUCCCCCAGGGCAGUUUAUUAGUUCCACUACAUUUGUAAAUACGUUUGAGAGGAAGCUCAAAGACUUGAAAGUUUAUGGAGUCCCUUCUGCCCGACUGUAGGUUUCCUGUUUUUGAAGUUGCUGUAUUGUGAAAGUAGUCACUGCUGUUGUUUUUUUCUGCCUUCAAACUAUGGGGUUCAUGAUGGGAAAAAUGAGAGCUGGGAGGGUUUUUUUCCUGUAGCAAAAAGGAAGUUUGAAGGCCAGUGGGGGAAUACUUUUUAAGUGACUAUUGUGCUACCCUCAACCUCUCCAUUUGUGAAUGUGAAAUGUACAUUUUGUAUAACUAAAAGAUAACUUAUGAAGUCAAA